Molecule: messenger RNA, 867 nt
Organism: Sporothrix brasiliensis 5110
Lineage: Eukaryota; Fungi; Ascomycota; Sordariomycetes; Ophiostomatales; Ophiostomataceae
Exons: 1
Coding region: 1-867 (288 amino acids)
Molecular function (GO): hydrolase activity
Source: RefSeq, a predicted model, not a curated record
AUGGCCUCGCCCGGCGCCAUGGCCCUCCAGAUCGUGUCGGACCUGCACCUCGAGAUCCACGACGACUAUGACGCGUACACCAUCACACCGCAUGCGCCCGUCCUCGCGCUGCUGGGCGACAUCGGCCUCGUCGCGCGCCACCGCGACGCCCUCGCCGCGUUCCUCGCGCGGCACCUGCGCCAGUUCGACGCCAUUCUCUUUGUGCCGGGCAACCACGAGGCGUACCACUCGUCGUGGCCGCGCACGCGCCAGAUCCUGCAGCAGUUCGAGGACGAGGUGACGGCGCGCCGCGACGGCGGCGACCGCGGCCUCGGCGACCUGGUCGUCAUGGAUCGCCAGGCCUACCGCCUGCCCGGGCCCAGCCACCACAAGGUCGUCGUCCUCGGCUGCAGCCUGUUUUCGCACGUACCGCCCCUCGGCGCGCGGUCCGUGCAGGACGGCAUGAACGACUUCCGCCUGACGGCCGGCUGGGACGUCGCCGCCCACAACGCCGCCCACCAGCGCGACCGCCAGUGGCUCAACGAGGCCGUCACCUCCAUCGAGCGCCACGGCGACCCCGACCUGCGCAUCGUCAUCGUGUCGCACUGGAGCCCGACGGGGGACGCGCGCGCACGCGAUCCGCGCCACGGCGCCGCCCGCGACGACGCCCUCGCCAGCGCCUUUGCCACCGACCUGCUCGACGACCCGUGCUUCCGCUCGCCGCGCGUGUGCGCCUGGGCGUUUGGCCACACGCACUACAACUGCGACUUUCUCGUCGCCCGCGACGCAAUCGGCGCGCCGCCCAUACGCCUGCUCGCCAACCAGCGGGGCUACGCGGGCGCCGGCGCGCCCAAAUUCGAUCCGGCCAAGGUCCUCCUCAUCGAGUAG